This is a messenger RNA of Bolinopsis microptera, 1231 nucleotides long. RefSeq lists its product as uncharacterized. Gene Ontology annotation, biological process: protein import into mitochondrial matrix. Lineage: Eukaryota; Metazoa; Ctenophora; Tentaculata; Lobata; Bolinopsidae. The record is from RefSeq and is a predicted model, not a curated record. The transcript has 6 exons. The coding region runs from base 4 to 723 and encodes 239 amino acids. Gene Ontology annotation, cellular component: TIM23 mitochondrial import inner membrane translocase complex.
AGGAUGGUUUUUAUAGUCCACCAACGCUGCGUGAGACACCUUGCCAGUCAAGUUCAUCUCCAAAUAGAGCGGAAUUCCCGACUUCUGCUUCACACCUCCUGUGUCAGAUACAAUUCCUCACAGCAGGGUGAGAGGAAAAUAGCAGAGAAGAAGCAGAGUUCAUCAGAUCACAGUGUUUCAGUGUUUGAGCGCCUGAACAAGGAAGAUACUAAGGCAGUUACUGUCACCCAGAAAGUGGUAGAAAACGCUAAGACUUCAGUGAACUUGUUCGUGAUUAUAGGAGGUUGCGGUAUAGUGCUUUAUCUUGCUUACAUGGUCCUGUCUGAAUUCUUCUCUAACGUGUCACCUUCAUCUGUAUUCAAGAUGGCAAUGAAGAAGAUAAUGAAGGACGAGAGAACGUCAUUGAUAUUGGGAGACAAGAUAAAGGGGUACGGAGAUCCAAAUAGCAGAACUAGGAAACGUCUCGAGCAUCAGCCGUACAUGGUGGCAGAUGUUGACUAUCUGAGGGUUAUAUUCCACGUAGAGGGAACCAAGAGAUCUGGAGUGGUUUCCUGCGAUCUUAAGAAGUCUAAAAACGGAUGGAAGACUAGGUACAUAAUAAUAAAACUGGACGGGUUUCCCCCCGGUAAGAUAACGAUAGAAGAUAACAGACACGAGACAGACGCGGAGGAUUUACCUGACAUUGAUUACAGCGAUGUAGCCUUCUCCGAGGAGAAUGAGUAAAUAAGCCUUGGGAGGGGGGCCGGGGAUUUGUGAUCCUCUAAGACCUCUAUUAUUAAGUUAUUAGAGUUCUGAGAAUUUUAGUAUUGGAGUUUGUUGCAGUAAAUUUCUUUCCUAUUUGAACUUAGUGUUAAAAUAAGAUUUUAUGGAAGUUGAUUAUAACAGAAUGAUAGAGGUUUAUUCUUUAUUUUGUAAAUAUGCAUCAAUGGGUUAAAUUAGUGAAACAAUAUUAUCAUACCAAGUCAAAUACUUUGUCAAGCUGGAAUAAGUAUAAAGUUAUCUCCUUAAAUAUUUAUUCUUUGUAUUCGAAAAUAACGAUGAGAAACAAUGUUUAUUUAAAAUUUCAAUAACUUUAAAGCACAGAAAAUCGGAUAGCCAACAUUUUAUUUAUGUCCACUGUCCAGUCUGUAAGUUUGUUUUUAAAAGAAGAAAUUGGUAAAGUUUUUGUCGCUGAGCUUCUCCUUUUUUUCGGAUAAAUUUUGAUUUUUAUAGAUGUUCGUUUUGAUAACAA